GGAUUGAUUCCUCGGUCCUAUCAGCGCACUUGAUCGCGAACGGGCGCUUUAUUCUGACGGAUCUCUCUGGCGCGUCUGCUCGGUGCCGCCGGACAGCUCCUUAUUCUCGCCGCUCCACCGAACGCGGCACGGUGAUUGACAGAAGGGGCGACCAUAGGCGGGUCGAUGCCGCUCCCGGAACCCCCCCUAUGAGGUGACGGGGAAAGACGGGGCUUUUUUCUUUCUUUCUUUUUUUUUUUUUUUUUGGAGAGGGGGGCGCUCGGAGCCUGACGCGUCUCUCCCUGGCUUCCAUAGGCCCGCUCGGUGUUUGCGGCGGUCGGAAGAGGGCGGAGUGCGUUCUGUUCAUCCAAGUGAGGAGCUCCCUGACUCUUAAAAAAAUAUAUAUAAAUAUAAUAACAACAAGGCUCUUCACCCCUCCCUCCCUUUCCGCGUCGUUUUGAUUCAGUGUAAGAAAGCCCACACGCAAGGGGGGGUGGGAGAACAUCCGCCGCACAGCAGAGCCAGGACCGAGGGGGGGGGGAAUCUUCAACAUCAUCAAGCUGGAUGAGGCAUCUGUGAGGAGAAAGGGAAAGGAGCACCUUCCUGAUUCCAGCAACAGAGGUGCGGGGGUUUCACAAAUAUCCUACAAGUGGUGAUGCGAUGGCUUAGAGGAGCAGUUUUGGUAGAUUCCUCACAUCACGCCCGCCCGACGACGCUGUAAUUUCUCUCCCCCCCUCCUCCGCCUCCUCUUCAAGACAUCCGCGGACGCUUUCUGCAGGGGGAGAUGGCUGUUUUCCGGCUCUCGUUGCUGCUGCAUGUGGGCUUUGUGAUCGGGUCGAACCGCCUGUACGCGGACCGGUCAGUCGGUGCGUCGGCGCCAGCAGCGGCGGCGGCGGCGGCGGCGGGGAAGGAGGAGGAGGUGGGAGCGAUCCCCGGCGCUCCGCUGGCGCAUCUCCGUGCGCCUCGCCUCGUUCCCGGGGAGAAAUCCGAGGAGCAUCUGCCCCGGGUGGUCACGGCUUUCCUGCACACGGGGGACUCGACCACCUUGAAGCACGCCAACUGCUCGAGAAAGUACGAGCUCACCUCUCUGCUGCGCGGAAGGUCACACGAAACCCCGCAUCGCUCCAUGAGCGGCGUGCUGGAGACGGUGCUGCACGCCACCAACUUCCUCAACACGAUCCUGCAAGCCAACAGGUCCAGGGAGCACAACCUGCGCAGAGACAUCGAGUGGUACCAUGCCCUGGUGAGGAGCAUCCUGGAGGGGGACGCCAAGAUCCACCGGGCGGUGGUCACCUUCGGCGGGGAUGCGUCGUUCUCGGGGCCCCAGGUGCUCCUCCAAGCCACCAGGGCCGGCGGGGAGAUCGUGCUCCAGGAUCUCUCCCGCACGGCGCACCGCCGCCUGCACAACCGCACCGCGGACACGGAGUGGUACCACGGGAUGAAGGAGAAGAAGGAGCCCAGGUUCCACAGGCGGGUUCUGAGCAAGAGUGGGAGAUCCGCCGGCGAGGGAGCCCCAGAGAGGGCAGAGAGUUUCAUCCCGGACAGGACGCACGUCAGGUGGUCCGCGCCUUACCUGGAGUGUGAAAAUGGAAAUUUUGUUCCCCGUUGGCUCCUGACUUUGUCGGCUGCUUUCUAUGGCCUGAAGUCCAACCUGCAUCCAGAGUUCAGGGGCGUGGUGCGGGUGGACGUUAAUCUACAGGAUGUUGAUAUCGACCAGUGCUCCACCAACGGCUGGUUUGCUGGAACCCAUCGAUGCAACCUGACCACUAUGGAGUGUCUGCCGCUCCAUGGUCAUGGGUUUGUCCUGGACAAGUACCAAUGCCAGUGUAGAAAAGGAUUUUACCACCCCAACAGAGUGGCGGUCAAUGGCUUCACCAAGGCUGGGAGAAAAGGGAAAGCUGGAGAUGGCGGUCCCGGUGAAGAUGAAGGAUCCCCCAGCGACUGUCUGCCUUGCCAGCAAGGCUGUGCCUUCUGUAAAGACAACUCUCCCUGUGUGGCGUUAGAGGACGGGGCUCUUCGCCUGGCUGUGCUCUGCUUCCAGUGUCUCUGCAUGCUGAUCGCCUUCAUCAGCAUGGUGCUCAUAUACCACUUUCGCAGGAAUAAGAGCAUCAGAGCUUCAGGUCUCGUCCUGCUGGAGGCCAUUCUCUGUGGAGCCCUCCUUCUCUACUUUCCGGUCGGGAUUCUCUACUUCCACCCGAGCGUUUUCCGCUGCAUCCUGCUGCGUUGGGUUCGACUGCUGGGCUUCGCCACCGUCUACGGGACGCUCACUCUUAAGCUGUACAGGGUGCUGAAGGUUUUCCUGUCCCGCACCGCCCAGAGGAUCCCCUAUAUGACCAGCUGGCGAGUGCUGCGCCUGCUGGCCAUCAUCCUGCUCAUCGUCUGCUGGUUCCUGGUCGCGUGGACAUCUGCCGUCUGUCAGAACCCAGACAGGAAGUUGGCGCUCAUCGACGUGGGCUACACGCCCGACGGGAGUCAGUUUGGCAUGUGCCUCCUGGAUCGCUGGGACUACAUGAUGGCCGUCGCUGAAUUCCUCUUCCUGCUGUGGGGCGUGUACCUUUGUUACGCCGUGAGGACCGUGCCGUCGGCUUUCCACGAGCCUCGAUACAUGGCCAUCGCUCUUCACAACGAGCUUGUGCUGUCAGCUGUUUUCCACGUCAUCAGGUUCACGCUCGCUCAUGAACUCCACCCAGACUGGACGCUGCUGCUGUUCUUCACCCACACCCACCUGACCGUGACCGUCACUUUGGGCCUGCUGCUCGUUCCGAAGUUCUUGUUUGCUGGAACCCAAAUGAGAGAUGAUAUAGCCUCUGAGGCCUACGAGGAUGAGCUGGACAUGGGUCGCUCCGGGUCGUACCUCAACAGCAGCAUCACUUCAGCGUGGAGCGAGCACAGUCUGGAUCCCGAGGACAUUCGGACACCAGAAGAAAUGGGCCAUCUCAGUUCUAUUAAUGGCUGUGGCGUAAGAUCUUGCGACAGCCUUUGGGAAAAACGUACUAACGAGGAGCUGAAGAAAUUAUACUCCCAGCUGGAGAUUUACAAAAGAAAAAAGAUGCUUGCGAAUAACCCUCAUCUGCAGAAGAAGCGAAGCUCAAAGAAAGGUCUGGGGCGCUCACUAAUGAGGCGCAUCACUGAGAUUCCCGAAUCCGUGCAUCGGCAGUGCAGCCGGGAAGAGAAGGAGGUGGGAGAUCAUGGGAGCAAUCGGAACAGCAUCUGCAUGCUGAAAAAGAACCCCUUGGAACCAAGUCAUCAGGUGAAACCAGCCAAGGAAGAGACAUUAAAGCACAAGGUCUUCUCUCUAAAGAAGUCCCACAGCAGUUACGACCAUGUCCGUGACCAGAAUGAUGAUGCCAGCAGAGCUGAGAAAGAACAGACGGAGAUGGCCACAACCGAAGGGUCACUGCUGGAUACACUCAUGGGCAAAAAACUGGUCAAGAAGACGUCCAGUGAGAAUAUGAGUGCCCCCAGUGAAUCUACAGAGUCUGUUCCGUUAGUCUGCAAGUCAGCUAGUGCCCAUAAUCUUACUGCCGACAAGAAACCAAUUCAUCCCAGAGCAUCCAUGCUACAGAAGUCUCUGAGUGUCAUCGCCAGUGCCAAAGAGAAAACCUUGGGCUUGACUGGAAAGACUCAGAGUUCUGAGGACAGCAAUAAAAAGACUCAGCCAAAGAGCAAAGACACAAAGGCGAAUGCAGAGACAGAGAACGACUGUCAGCCAAAAUCAAUUAUUGGUCAGUCGACUGAGUAUAAACCAAGCACAGCCAAAGGUAGGAUCAUGAAGCAACCGGUGACCAGCAGCCAGCCUACAGUCUGCUCUGAUCCAGUCAGGGGAAAAGACCUUUAUGAUGUCUCAGAAGUGUGUCCCUGGGAGCUGGAAGAUCUGCCAACUCCGUCUGAGAACAAGAUCCAGAAGCACGUCUCAAUUGCACCGAAGGAGACCACAACCAUUCAUGGAGGCAGCACCAAAGGAAGCAAAUCUCACAAGCAGAAGGUUUCUGAUCAGUCUCCAUCAAGUGGCAGGCACUCAAAGGAGAGUCAUAAGACAACCGCUGUGCGAGCUGAGGUAUGUCCAUGGGAAGACGGAGGUGAGAAACAAGCCAGCCUCUCAGAAGGGUCGAGGCAACCAGUAUCUAGUCAGUCAAGGUCAGGCAGGCCUCAUUCUGCCGCAGAAAGCUCCAAAACAAAGCGGCCAGACAUUUGUCCAUGGGACUUUGAAGAGCAGCAAAAGCCGACAGAGUUAGCCAAGUCUCCAGAUACAAUAAAGCAGAAAAAGCUCUCAUCCCCCGUGGAUGGUCGAGGGAGAACCCCCAUUUCAGACACAUCCAAAGGUGUAGCAUCUCUGCACCUACCAACAACAAAAGCUGAAAUCUGUCCCUGGGACUAUGACAGUACUGCCAUUUCUCCAAAUACUGACAGGACACCUAGUCCAGCCCAGCCACCCAACGCUAAAGAGUCCCCCUCAAUAAAGAAAGGUACCCCAUUCACCAGGACAGCUGAGAAAGAAAAAUCAAAAGAUGCUGAGGAUGAAAAAAGUUUAACAAAGGGUCAGGACAUGAAUAAAUCUUCAGAUAAACGUUUAAGCCAACAGAAAUUAUCUGAGGUCUGCCCGUGGGAUGUAGAGAGUCCACAGGAAGUGCUGCAGGUAGAAAAAAGGAAAAGUGCGAAUGUUGGAGCAGCCAAACAAAAGCAGGCUGAAGUUUGUCCAUGGGAUUUUGAGCUCAUGUCAAGUAAGACAAGCACUGACAAAAGUGCUCCUGUAGAAAAGCAGAGCAGUCCAAAUUCAAAAGGCGCGGCUGCAAGUUCUGCUAAAACGGCAGACGUUUGCCCUUGGGACUUUGACGAAAGCAAGACGGCAUGACACUGAAUCUAAAUGGACCACUGAAAUUAUAGUUAUCGAUGUAUAAUUUUUCUUUUUUCAAUUACAAAGAGUUAUAUAUUACCUUUUACUAUUUGUACGGUAACUUGGAAGCAAAGUUAAUCCACAAGUUGCCUUCCUUUCUGAGGUUUUGUUCCAGUUUUACAUAUUUGGAAUAUGUACAAAACGACAAAACAAAGUCAAGAAGAGCAUUCCAGAUUACUACAGGGAAAUUCCUGGAGAUAAAUUGUAGACCAAUUAUGCAACUGUUUCACUUUAUGAGCAAUGUCGGACAUCAGCUUUUGCCAUCUUUCUGGUCCUUAUUUUUCGUUUGCUGUUUCUUAUGUUGUUUGACUUGGAUGUGAUGACCAAUAGCGAAUAUUUUGUAUCGGUUCAUACGCAAUAAUUUCUCCUUGUUGUCACCUGGAUGAGAUUUGGGUUAAAGUAUGAAUCAGGAAAAGUCAAAGCCAAAGAAUAAGGCAACCAUUGCUAAGAGUGAUGUUGGUCUGCAACCUGCAUUUAUUGAUUUGAUCGAUAUGACUAAAACCGAAGGAAAAUCAGGCUAUAGCACUUUAGCAAACAUCAUAAAUUCAGAACUAAGGACAGAUUGUCUUUCAUGUACAUUUUCUUCUCUUGAUUUCCAACGCAUUGCAUAUUAUAUCACAGGCAAUCACAUAUAAAGCAUAUAUAUAUAUUUUUAGAUCGAUUUAAUUGUAGUUCUCUACAGAUUAAAAUGCUUCCAAGUCUGUAGAGAUGUACUAUACGUGCCUAACUAUUAGCAUUGUCUUGUAUCAGUCUGAAGGGGAAAAAAAGUGGCUUCUUUGUCUGGAUUUUGUGAUGGUGAUCUAUAUUAAAAGCAUGAAGACCCAGGCGUCGGGUAGGUGGACUUGUUUACUUGUUUGUCAACUGACCAGUUCCGAUGUUUUAGCUAGACCCCCCCUCCUCCACCAUAAUUAUUUAUUUUCAUUUAAUAGCUAAAAAUGGCUGAAAAGAGCAGGAUUUGCCUGAAUGUGUCUAAAUGGAUGUUCGUGCAUGUUACCAGAAGGAAAGGAAACAAUACAAAGGGAUUUAAUUUGCACGAGUCGUUGCGUGUCAUUUCACCUCUUUGCCAUGUCCUGAAUUUUCAGCUUUUGUUGGUUUGUUGUUAAUUUUUGGGGCCGUCUACUAAGGACUGUACCAACAACAUAAUUUCAUACCCUAGCCAGCCAGACUAACUUUUGUCUCUCUUCGAUACGGCUGAAGUUAGUCAGGAACUGCUCACAUAGAGGGCUUUUUCUGGGGCGGAGUUAACAGGCACAAAAUAAACCAAUCAGAGAAACUGCGGACGUGACGUAAAAGAGGCACAAUCACACUUCCGCUGUCAACAUUUCACAAUGUAAUUCAGCAUGGCGAGCCACGGUCGAGUGGAGACUACGGUGAAUAUCUUCUGUUUUAAUUCUUUUUAAAGCGCACUAGCAAAAGAACGCUCCGUAGCGGCGGCCAUCUUGUUUGUUUUGG
This is a messenger RNA of Fundulus heteroclitus (mummichog), 6325 nucleotides long. It is a transcript of the gene gpr158a, whose product is annotated as G protein-coupled receptor 158a. Gene Ontology annotation, cellular component: membrane. Gene Ontology annotation, molecular function: G protein-coupled receptor activity. The transcript has 12 exons. The record is from RefSeq and is a predicted model, not a curated record. Gene Ontology annotation, biological process: G protein-coupled receptor signaling pathway. The coding region runs from base 764 to 4831 and encodes 1355 amino acids. NCBI's taxonomy places the organism in Eukaryota, Metazoa, Chordata, Actinopteri, Cyprinodontiformes, Fundulidae.